AUGAAUUACACAAACUCAGAGAUUAGUGUAAAAAUUAAUGACUACAAUAUAAAAAUGCAAGUUGACACCGGAAGUCAAGUCACAAUUAUUCCAAAAAAUUUUUGGGAACUAAUGUCUAAACCGAAAUUACAAAAAUGCUACCUUCGCCUGAAACAGUUUGAUGGCACAGUUAUAAAAGUCCUAGGCGAAUUUGAGGCAACUUUGGAAACCGAAUCAAAAAUGAAUAUCGUACGAAUUAUUGUUGCAGACUGUACAAAAAAUCAUGGUCUAAUUGGUAUGGAUGUAUUAAAUAUCAACGCCACAAAAUUAGUAAAUAGUAUAGAACCUCUUGUUCAUGGGCGUUUAAUUAAUUACAAAGCAAAUAUUUUGUUAAAAAACGGCGUACAACCAACUUAUUUUGAAGCUUGA
Hydra vulgaris (swiftwater hydra) is the source of this 408-nucleotide messenger RNA. RefSeq lists its product as uncharacterized. NCBI's taxonomy places the organism in Eukaryota, Metazoa, Cnidaria, Hydrozoa, Anthoathecata, Hydridae. The record is from RefSeq and is a predicted model, not a curated record.